Molecule: messenger RNA, 717 nt
Organism: Homalodisca vitripennis (glassy-winged sharpshooter)
Lineage: Eukaryota; Metazoa; Arthropoda; Insecta; Hemiptera; Cicadellidae
Product: endocuticle structural glycoprotein SgAbd-4-like
Exons: 3
Coding region: 1-573 (190 amino acids)
Cellular component (GO): chitin-based extracellular matrix
Molecular function (GO): structural constituent of chitin-based larval cuticle
Source: RefSeq, a predicted model, not a curated record
AUGGUAUGUGGGGAGCGCGGAGUCUGCGGCUUGCUACACAAAGGCAGGAGGCAGGGAGGGGGACUCUGUAUAUAUCUUACCACUCACCAGUCCAGAACAUCUCCAGUCAUCAUGUACUCCCUGAUAGUACUAGUCGCAAGCUUGGCAGCCCUGGUGAGCUCGAAGCCCCAGUUCGGCCGGCCGUACAACCCAGUGCCAGCACCGGGUCCGGGAGGCCCCAUCAUCCCUAUUAUCAGCCAGACUCAGGAGGGCCCUAACCCAGACGGUUCUUACAAGUGGAGCUUCGAAUCUGGCAAUGGCAUUGCAGCUCAAGAGGAGGGAUUUCAGAAGGCGGCCCCUGAUGGUCCUGGAACUGCCGCGCAAGGAUCUUUCCGCUACACCGCUCCUGACGGUCAGGACAUCUCUUUCACCUACGUCGCUGACGAGAACGGCUUCCAGCCCGUCGGUAAUGCUAUCCCAACACCACCCCCCAUCCCCGCUGCCAUCCUGCGAGCCCUGGAGUACAACGCAGCACAUCCCGAAGAGGACCAAGGAGGCGUAGUACGCCCAGGACCUGCUCCCUUCAGAGGCUGAUGACCCGGAUUCCGGUGCAGCUCGCGCCACCACCUGACUGCGUUGUAUAGCUAGCUUUACCACUCGGAAGCUGUGAUAUAUUUAUAAGAAAGAGUCACAGUAUUGUACAUUUUGUAUUUUUGCAAAAUAAAUGUGUAAAUUUUA